Molecule: messenger RNA, 624 nt
Organism: Sparassis crispa
Lineage: Eukaryota; Fungi; Basidiomycota; Agaricomycetes; Polyporales; Sparassidaceae
Exons: 4
Coding region: 1-624 (207 amino acids)
Biological process (GO): positive regulation of transcription by RNA polymerase II
Cellular component (GO): nucleus
Molecular function (GO): sequence-specific DNA binding; zinc ion binding; DNA-binding transcription factor activity, RNA polymerase II-specific
Source: RefSeq, a predicted model, not a curated record
AUGUCGGCCCUCAGUGACGCCUCCACGCCGGCCCAGGACGGGCUCCCUCCGUCCAUCGACACUCAGCAUCUCCAACAGCCACAGCUCACCAACGACCUCCAGUCUCAACAGGGCCUGCAGAAUGGUGCUUCACCCACACCGAAUGGUGAGGGCAGUCGGAAACCGAAAGCACCAUCUGUGCGCCGGGCUUGCACCGCCUGCCAUACGGGCAAGACCAGAUGCAGUGAGGUUCUUCCAUGUCAGAGCUGUCUCAAGAGAGGGUUAGGCGCAACGUGCGCAUACCCUGACCCGGACGCUGACAAUCCACAGAAUCAGCCACAAGCCCAACCCGUUGGCUUCGUACCUCCUAUGCCAUAUUCUGCACCACCAAUGCAGAACUUCGGUCACGCACCCUAUUACGACUACAACACCUUCGCCAACACUUCAACCUCGUCAUUUCGACCAAACAAGCGGCCACGAAACCUCACAGAGGAGGAGGCAGCCGCUAUCACCCGUAAUUUCACCCGUGGCGACUUCUUUGUCGGCACAAGUGCCCCAGUUCGCAUCGACCCUCGCCUUCCAGUAAGGCUUACCCUCGCCGAGGGUGAUCAAGUCCAUUUCUCGAUUGGGGAGGCUAUGGUUUAA